AUGGCCUUAUCAGCUGCCCUUUUAUCUGCUAGUAAAGAAAGAGAAUUAGAGAUGAUUAAUCUGAACAGUUCCAUGGAGGUCAUAAGCAGGGAGUCAAUUAUGGUGGCUUACAGUGAACCUGUCCAUCCUAUUAUGCAGUUUGAUCCAUCUGAUUCCAGUUACUUGUAUUUAAUGACUUCUCAUCAGAUUGCUCGUGUGAAAGUAGCUGCUUGUGACCAAUACACUAAGUGUACAGACUGCUUGGCUGCAGCUGAUGCUUACUGUGGAUGGUGUACUUUGGAGACCAGGUGUUCACUGCAGCAUGAAUGCGCCCAUUCGGAAGAGUCCUAUUUCUGGAUCAGUGCCAAUGAGGGAGUACAACAAUGCCCUUCAAUGACCACAAUGCCUUCAGAAAUAAAUAUCGAGAACGAAAAUGAGGGUAUGAUAAUCCAAAUAAAUGGGAACAUUCCAAAUAUGAACGGAAUGGAAAUAGCUUGCAAUUAUGGAAAUAAUAUCCAAACCACUGCUAAAAUUCAUCCCCAAUCUCACAACCAAGUAAUUUACUGCAGUUUUCUUCCCAGAGAGAGCUACCCAGCCUUUCCAUUAAAUCAAGAUCAUGUAAUUAUUCAAACUGCAGUCCAGGUCAACGGAAAAAACAUUGUGUGGGCCAAUUUCACCAUCUAUGAUUGCAAGAGAACUGGAAAUAUUUAUCCAAAGACAGCAUGUAUUAGUUGCCUGUCAGCUAAAUGGAAAUGUUAUUGGUGUCCUAGAAGAAGCUCCUGUGUAUCCAAUGUGACUGAAUGUGAGAAUUCAGUACAGAUUACU
Molecule: messenger RNA, 804 nt
Organism: Thamnophis sirtalis
Lineage: Eukaryota; Metazoa; Chordata; Lepidosauria; Squamata; Natricidae
Source: RefSeq, a predicted model, not a curated record